Ascoidea rubescens DSM 1968 is the source of this 603-nucleotide messenger RNA. RefSeq names its product GNAT family N-acetyltransferase. The annotation marks the transcript as partial. Gene Ontology annotation, cellular component: nucleus. The transcript has a single exon. The record is from RefSeq and is a predicted model, not a curated record. NCBI's taxonomy places the organism in Eukaryota, Fungi, Ascomycota, Saccharomycetes, Ascoideales, Ascoideaceae. Gene Ontology annotation, molecular function: histone H4 acetyltransferase activity; histone H2A acetyltransferase activity; protein N-terminal-serine acetyltransferase activity.
AGUCAUGACCUAGCUGCUCAGCGAAAGACCUUGACCUCCUUCUUGCGGCUAAUCAACUCGACCAUCGGUGAUAUAUACUUGGAUAGCUAUGGCGAAACUUGGAAAAAGGACAAGAUAAUCGAGCUUCAGGAGGACAAUUUGGUUUAUGUGUACUACACAGUUCACACUAAUCCUCGUAACAAGAACCGUAAUUGCAAUCAAAACACUACAAUAGUUGGUUUUCUAUCUUUCAAACUAGUUUUCAACCAGUUUGACAAGAAUAACCUAUACUACUACUUUUACUUGUUUGAAAUCCAUAUCAACCCGAAUUAUCAGAAUUCUAAACUCGGCUCUAUAUUAAUCGACAAAUACCACUCAUUGGCAAAUUUAUUAAAUGGCAAUCCUCAACUAAAAUCGUUGUUGCAGCUCAAGAAAAACUAUCGGAUUAAGAAAUAUUAUCUAAGCGUCUUUUCGAAAAACUUUAUAGCAAUCAACUGGUAUAUAAAUAAACUAAAUUACAAAAAAUUAUCCAAAAACGACUUUGGUUCAAAUGAAUUGCUAACAGUUCCAGAAGAUAAAAUCUUAAGAAAUGGCAAAAUAAUCAAACCAAUUUAUUACAUUUUA